GCUGUCAAAGCGGACUUGCGCGCUCUGUUUCCUCCUCCUCCUCCUCGGUUUAAGCAGAGUCCUGCUCCCAUUGGAGCGCCGAGCGCCACCGAUCCAGCCUUUCUGCGCGACGUCACGGUGCGCAUUAAGCAUAAAGAGGAGGCUGGCUCCGAGCGCAGUCUGCUGGAUACCAGAGAGAGGAGAGAGCUGGGAGAGGCGAGCCUUUAAAUCUCUGCGGUGCAGAGCUGGAAGAGCUGCUUCUCAGAGAAAAAAAAACAGACGCCAUAUAUGUAACUCUGCUUGUUUUUCCUGGAGAAAAAAAGAGACUAAAGGAAGUUGUUGCGUGGACUGGUGCCCCGUUUCAGCGAGAAAACGUGGUAUUUCCUCUACUAUUAUUUAUGUUUUUUUUUCUUUUUUCUUUUUUGUGACUACACUUUUGCUCAAAGGACUGACUUUUUGCACUGAGGCGCGCUGCUUUCUACCUCCUGACCGGGCUCUGCCACAUCCAUUUGAGCAGAAGUGGGCUAAAUGACGCAGACCGUGCGCAGAGCGUCAGUCUGAAACUUUUCCUCUGCAACUUUUCCCCCCCCUUCCCGUUGACUUUUUUCCCUUCAACCAACCUCGCCGUGUUUCAUGCUACAACAAGUCAGCGCGGAGCGGUGGAAGAGCCAAAAGAACGAUUGCAUGAAACCAGAAAGAAGAGAAGAGACGCUGAUUAACAAGUCAGUUUUUGCGACGCUCGCCAAUUAUCUGCAAAAGGGUCGUGACAACAACAUGAGCGCAGAGCUGAGCAUGGGCUCGGAGCUACCCAGCAGCCCUCUGGCUCUGGAAUAUGUCAAUGAUUUUGACUUGAUGAAGUUUGACGUGAAGAAGGAAGGCCUGGCCGGGUUGGAUCGCAACGGGGUGCGUCAGUGUAACCGUCUGCAGCCGCAAGGCUCCGUGUCCUCCACUCCAAUCAGCACGCCCUGCAGCUCGGUGCCCUCCUCGCCCAGCUUCAGCCCCACGGAGCAGAAGCACCACUUAGAGGAGCUGUACUGGAUGCCCAACAGCGGCUACCACCAGCAGAUAGACCCGCAGACGCUCAACCUGACCCCCGAGGACGCAGUGGAGGCCCUGAUUGGAGCCACGGCCCACGGACACCCUCCACCCCCACACGUCCAGCAGCAGCUGCAGCAGCAGGGGGCUUUCGAGGGCUACAGGGGCCCGCACCACCACCACCACAGCCAUCACGCCCACAGCCAGCAGCACCACCACCCGUACGCCGGGAGCAUGCAGCACCACGCAGAGGAACUGCCCGGACACCCCGGUGGACACAGCCACCCCCACGGGCAGCACCAUCACCACCACAGCCAAGACCCCGAGAGUCCAUCCCCAGUUUCCCCAGAGGCCCACCAGACGCUCCACCAUCACCGCCACCACCAUCACCACCAUCCGCACGGCCACCUGAGCCAGUCCGCGGCGCACCACUCCUCCGGGAGCGGACUCAGCGUGGAGGACCGCUUCUCCGACGAGCAGCUGGUGUCCAUGUCGGUGCGGGAGCUCAACAGACACCUACGGGGCUUCACCAAGGACGAGGUCAUCCGCCUGAAGCAGAAGAGGAGGACCCUCAAGAACCGGGGCUAUGCGCAGUCGUGCAGGUUCAAGCGCGUGCAGCAGAAGCACGUGCUGGAGAACGAGAAGACGCAGCUGAUCAACCAGGUGGAGCAGCUGAAGGCGGAGAUCAGCCGGCUGGCGCGGGAGAGGGACGCCUACAAGCUUAAGUGCGAGAAACUGACGGGGUCAGGGGCCAGCAACGGGUUCCGCGAGGCUGGCUCCACCAGUGAUAACCCGUCAUCACCAGAGUUCUUCAUGUGAGUUCAGACAAACUCUCCAUUCCUCUCGGACUCAAUCUGCUGAUGAACAGCUGAUAAUAAUCUCCCAUAUGGUUUGAUUCUAUUAACAAAAGCUAUAUUAGAAAAACAAAAAAUAAUCCAUCAGAUAUUCUCAUAUAUAAUCAUCCCCUCAUUGACAACUGAGAUACAAUAGAGUGUCUGAUAAGUUGCAGCAACUUUGUAGAUUAGUUGCUUCUAGAGACUCUUCUUCUGCAGAGGAUCGGCUGAUGAACUUUUUUUCCUUCUUCCAGGCUACAGCUUUUAAAUAACCUGUAAGUAGUGUGGGAUGGCGCCCCGGCGGUUGUCUUGUCAUUUUUUUAUUUUAUUUUUCUUAUUUUUUUAUUCUCUUGAAAAUCACGACAUUGUUCUGAAAGCAGGCCUGGUUCUGCAGUCUGCAACCCACGAGACUCGAC
Molecule: messenger RNA, 2263 nt
Organism: Oryzias melastigma (Indian medaka)
Lineage: Eukaryota; Metazoa; Chordata; Actinopteri; Beloniformes; Adrianichthyidae
Gene: mafba
Product: v-maf avian musculoaponeurotic fibrosarcoma oncogene homolog Ba
Exons: 1
Coding region: 613-1833 (406 amino acids)
Biological process (GO): regulation of transcription by RNA polymerase II
Cellular component (GO): nucleus
Molecular function (GO): DNA-binding transcription factor activity, RNA polymerase II-specific; RNA polymerase II cis-regulatory region sequence-specific DNA binding
Source: RefSeq, a predicted model, not a curated record